Alosa alosa (allis shad) is the source of this 1892-nucleotide messenger RNA. It is a transcript of the gene tspan4b, whose product is annotated as tetraspanin 4b. Gene Ontology annotation, cellular component: membrane. NCBI's taxonomy places the organism in Eukaryota, Metazoa, Chordata, Actinopteri, Clupeiformes, Clupeidae. The record is from RefSeq and is a predicted model, not a curated record. The transcript has 8 exons. The coding region runs from base 483 to 1187 and encodes 234 amino acids.
CAAACCUCUACAUCUGGAAACCAUUGACAACAAGGGAAAGAAGAGGCAAAACUUUGCGCUAAUAGAAAAGUGGAAAGAAGAACAAAGGAAAGACAAAACAGCAGAGGAAGACAAACAUGCACAUCUAAGGCUGUAACAAAGAAAGGGAAAAGAGAAACUUCCAAGACAGAAAGAGGGAGACAAAUAUUCCAAGUCCUACGAUCGGAGCAAAAAAAAGAGGUGCACUGGUUUUCAUCUGUGCUGCUUUCUUGUGUGAAGGAGUUCUUAACAACAACGGGGAGCCACACGGACGUCUAUGGAAUUUAAAACAAGGAAUCUGACUACAAAGGGUUUGCAUUAGCUGACGACAAAAAUCCUCAGUCUCAGCAAAGGCAUCUGGCCAAAUCACAAGAGAAGCACUCGUGCCCAGAGGAGGACCUCGUCUGUCAGCUGGAACAGUUACCCUUUCGUCACCUCACAGGAAUCUUACCACCGACCACAGGAUGACCGUGACACGGAGAUGCCUGUGCUGCGUCAAGUACCUCAUGUUCAUCUUCAACUUAAUCUUCUGGCUGGGAGGAUGUGGCCUGUUCGGUGUGGGGGUCUGGUUGUCCUUCAAACAGGCAGAGAUCUCCGCUCUCCCUCUAUCCUUUCCCUCCCUCUCUGCUGCCAAUCUGCUGCUGGUCGCCGGGGGUAUCACCAUGGUGACAGGCUUCCUGGGUUGCCUAGGCGCCCUGAAGGAGCAGCGGUGCUUGCUGAUGACGUUUUUCGUCAUCCUCCUGAUCCUGGUCCUCACUGAAGUGGUUCUAGCUGUGACUGUCCACGUCUACCAGGAGGAGCUGGAUAAAAAAGCACAGGCUGAUUUGUUAGAGGGAAUGGAAAACUACCAGACCGACGAACGCCUAAAGCUUUCAUGGGACACUGUGCAGAAAAUGUUCAAGUGCUGCGGUGUGACCAAAAAGGAGGACUGGUACAAUGUGAUGGGCGAGCUCAUUUUGCCAGCGUCCUGCUGUCUAAGCGGUGAUUCGUGUGAGGAUGGCAAGGAAUGGCAAGAGCCUUGCUAUCAGAAGGCCAGAACGUGGCUCCUCGAUAACAUCACCUCAGUGCUGGUAUUUGGAAUCUGCAUCGUUAUUGUUCAGCUCUUGGCUUUGGUCUUCUCCAUGAUGAUGUACUGCCAAAUCAGGCGGGCAGAGAAGUACCUGGACUGACCAGAGGUCUACUGCGCAGAGGUGCAAUCUGGACGGAGAUGAUUCCACUCACACACUCCCCAUAUUUGGUGUUACACCUCGGUUGUGCAACAUCAACCUAACAUGAAUGUACAUACUCCUCCUGUCUUUUACCCACACAAUAUUUCAGGAACUUUUGAAAAAACUUCACAAUUGAUAAAAAAAAAAAACAAAUCUGCAAUGGACUGCUAUGUGUGUCUCCAAAGUUGUGUGGUGAAUUUAAAGCAGAGUGGCAUAAAUGUGGAUAUACAGCAAUUCUGAUGUAAUUAUGACAGUAUUAUCUUUUUCGAAUACUGUAAUCCAGUUCUGAUAUCUGCCAUCUCUCCUGGGUCAGACCCUGUAUGUUAGAACUGACUAAUUUAUCUCACAUUUAAGAUUCUGCCUUUUCAUAGAGGCAAGGACUUCUGUUGUGAUCUAAGGGAUGGCAUCUUUGUAAUUGGGCAUUAAUGUAAACAUUUCAUUUCAAAAAAAGAAAAAUGCGUACCGUAAUAUUGAUUUUAUAUUGUAGUGUGAUUUAUGGUAAAUAUUUUGGUUGUUCUUUAAAUGGCAAUUUAGACGCUUUAAGUUGUUUAUAACCAACCAUAUGUCCCUUCUCGCAUAGGCACAUCCUGGGCAUGUACAGCAACCUGUUUCUCAUUGUAAAUAUCUGUAUGCAUUUACCAUAGUAGAAUAAAGACAGCAACAAUU